AGUUUUCGUUAGAAAAAAUAUAAUUACUUAUUUUAACUUUUUUUUAAAAAUGUUUAAACUUGAACCGGAACUCUAUAAUUCAUUUACUGAUAAUAAAUACUAUAACGAAGUAUUAGAAAAUUCAUUUAAUAUUAUUAAUAAUAAACUCAAUAGAAAAUUUGAUGUCAUAGUGGAUUUAGGAUGCGCUGAGGGCGGUAUAACCAAACUACUAUCAACACGUGUACCACAUCGUAAACUAGUGGCCAUCGAUACGGUACCCGAUCUGCUAAGCUAUGCCCGACAGUACAAUACAGGUCCGACAAUCGACUAUCAGCUACAGGACAUGUCCGUUGAGUGGCCACAGUUGUCGCCACAGUUACGCCAAUUGGAGACGACAGUGGAUCUGGUUUUUGCCAAUUUUGUUGUACCGCACUUUACCGACAAAACCAAACUAAUGUCACUGAUUAGUAAACUGUUGGCACCGGGCGGUGGUGUGUUUCAUUCAAAUAAUAUGCUGUAUCCGGAUUUGAAUAAAAAAUUAUUGCCCAAAUACAAGGGUCCAAAACCAUGGUAUCCAUCAAUAGAGAAACAAAUCGAUGAUUAUAGACAUAGUUUACUGGAUAAUGGUUUUCAAAUCAAAGAGUUUACUAUUGUUGAAAAACAUUGGAAAUGGAGUCGAAAACAAGCUAUUGAGAUGAUGCCUUACGCUGUCGAAGACUUUCGCCAAUUCUAUCCGAAUCGUCAACUAUUUGACGAAGAAGUUGGGGAACACUUGUGGGACACUCUGUUCGACGCCUAUCGCAACCAACCGGACGACCCGCCCGUAGCCGACGGCGCGUGGAAACAGUUUUUGGCCGACGAAUCGCAAACAGAAAUCGAUGAUUGUAUACCUUAUAUCAGGAUUGUGGCCAUAAAAGACUAA
Molecule: messenger RNA, 901 nt
Organism: Oppia nitens
Lineage: Eukaryota; Metazoa; Arthropoda; Arachnida; Sarcoptiformes; Oppiidae
Exons: 3
Coding region: 50-901 (283 amino acids)
Source: RefSeq, a predicted model, not a curated record